Messenger RNA from Cydia fagiglandana, 9011 nucleotides. RefSeq lists its product as uncharacterized. The record is from RefSeq and is a predicted model, not a curated record. Lineage: Eukaryota; Metazoa; Arthropoda; Insecta; Lepidoptera; Tortricidae. The coding region runs from base 74 to 8593 and encodes 2839 amino acids. The transcript is spliced from 23 exons.
AAAAGAGAGAGGAGUGUUGAACAAUGCUUUAGUGGUCACUGUAUAGUUUUUGUUUUAUUGGUUCUUAAAUAAAAUGGACGGCUCAAAGUCAAGGAAGUCCGAUGCUGCGGCGACGAGAAAACGUCGCUCGUCGAUCCUAAAGAGCCAGCGGAACGUGCGCGCGCCGCUGUCUGAACUAGAGUUCAACGUGGCUACCCCCGACCAGGCCAAGAGCCGCCGUGUGAGCUUCAGCCGCCGCACCGGCGUGGCAGAGUUCGAGAUCAGCGAAGCGACGACCGCGUGGAAGAAUGUGUACGAGGAGCACAACAAGUCGCUGGAGUCGUCGGCCAACGAGUCCGGCGCGCCGCCGCGACGCGUGGGGCACCUCGGCGCGCGCGCGUCGCAGUUUGAGGACGAUGAGGCCGACGUCAUCGACGCCACGGAGCCCCAGGCCCCGCCCACUGCACAACUGGACGAACUGCCCACCAACACUAACACUAUACAGGCUUGGUACAGGUAUUAUUUUAAUUACAAUCAUCUCAGCCGAAAGACGUCCACUGAAGGACAAAGAAGAUCUAUAAUCAUCAUCAUCAGCCCGUUUCAGUCCACUGCUGGACAUAGGUCUCUCCCAAGAGGUGGCGUGGAGCCAAAAGUAACCCGCGGAGAUAUAGAGCACUCAGGCGCUGCUGCUGCGACUGCGUUUGCAGAUCACUUCAGCUCUGUGUUUUUGCCGGACGAGCCAGCUCUGGAUCCCCAAGUGGCCAGCGCCAGCUUGCCGGCCGAUGCUAGGCACGUGGACGUUAAAUGUCUUACUUCGACAGAUAUAAGAAACGCUGUGAAAAAGUUAAAGUCUAGUGCCGCACCUGGACCUGACGCGAUACCGGCGUUUCUAAUCAAGGCCUGCAUUGAUGACUUAGUCGCUCCGAUUAAGUUUAUGUUCAACCUUCUCCUGGAUUCUGGAGUCUACCCUGCGGUAUGGAAAAGAUCUAGGGUAACACCUAUUCCUAAAGCGGGCUCGAAACUAAAAGUGGAGAACUACCGUCCAAUUGCCAUCUUAAGCGUCUUAGCUAAAAUUUUCGAGUCAGCUAUUCAAGGAAGACUGCUCCCACAAUGUCUGGCUCAUAUUACCGAUGCGCAACACGCGUUCUUACCCAAAAGAUCUGUGGCAACUAAUUUGCUAACCUUAACCCAGAUCUUGUCGCGCGAGCUAGAUAGGAAGGCUCAAGUCGACGUCGUCUACCUAGACUUCCAAAAAGCCUUCGACCGCGUAGACAAUGACAUUCUUCUUAUGAAGUUAGGCGCAAUGGGCUUUGCUCCAAGGUUGCUUAAGUUGUUUGCGAGCUAUCUCUCCGGUCGAACUCAGAAUAAAAUCGACAGUAUAAAACUUGUCGAAGUCUGCGUGCGCCUGUUCGUACCUAACCAAUACACCCGCGCGCGCCGGCACCCGCUGCUGGCGGGGGGCUCCGCGCGCACGCAGGCGCACGCGCAGGCGCCGGUCGCGCGCGCGCACGCGCUGCUCAACUCCCUGCUCGAGGCACAGCCGCAGUGCGAUUUAUUUCUCUUUCGCCUAGAAUCGAACCCGGGGCACCGCGAGGUCACGGACAACCUCGCUGUGGACUUCUCCGCCGUGGCGCCGCUCGCCGACGACCUGGAGGCGCUGCGCCGGGACCUGGAGCGCGAGCCCCAGCGCGCCAACAUCUCAGAAAUCAGCAUCGACUUAGACUUCAACGCUACACACUUCAGCCUCAAAGCUGAUGAAGAUGACAUGUCCAUUACCGACACUAUCCGCAGCCCAGCAGUCGCUGCGACUAAAAAGCAAGUCGAAGAUUGGACGGUUGAUAAAGAGAAUAUAGUUAUCAAUCCGUACAUAGCGCCUCCGCCAGCAGAAUUCCCUUGCGAGGAUGAUAUAUUAGUGUUUGAUGGCAAAAAGUGCAAAUUUCAAUCGAAAUUGGACAUUAGUGAUGCGCCUUUAGAGUCUGUGGGAGAGAAUAUUUCUCCGAAGACAGUGGUUGGUGAUAUGACACAAGCUAUACCCGUGCGUUUACAAGCAAAUAUACAAGAUAAGAGUGUCCUCAAUACAGCGCGGGGACGGACCGUAGUGUUUGGCGAUGAUGGGGACAUGUCGGUAACUCAGGGUGUUGCUAAUAAUAUUAUAGCUGCAAAAGCUGUACAUGAGGAUAAAGAGAAUCAGAGAACUAUGUAUUUCAAUGAUUUGCCUGACAUGUCAGUUACACAAGCUCUACCAGCGGACAUCAUUCAAAACGAACCCCAGCUCAAAACCAUCUUAUACGAAGAUGACGCACAUAUAUCCAUGACCGAAGCUGUGCCAGCUCGCGUCCUCGCAGGGCCUGAAAACCUUACUCUAGAAGCAAACUUAGAAAAUAAAAGACCUAUUGUCUAUGAAAACGCCGAUGUGUCCAUGACUCUCGAGGUUUCGGGAGUUAUACAAGAAGUAAAAGGCAGUGAAGAUCGGAGAAAAACUAUUGUUUUUGGCAAUGAUGAUGGUAAUGUUUCCGUAACUGGCGUACUGCCAGCUAAUAUAAUUGAUGAAGUAAAAAUUCAACCUAACAUGGAACAAAGAAAAGCUAUAGGUUUUGCCGAUGAAGAUGGACAUGUCUCUAUGACUGGAGUUUUACCGGCAAAUAUAAUUGAUGAAGCUAAAUUAGUUCCACCACCAAAUACGGAACAAAGAAAAAUUAUUGUCUAUGGAAAUGAUAAUGGUAAUUUGUCUGUAACUGGCGUUUUGCCAACUAAGAUAAUCAAUGAAACGAAAUUAACACAACUUAAUACAGACCGCAGAAGGACAGUAGUUUUUGGAAAUGAUGAUGGAAACCUGUCAAUGACUGGUGUAGCACCAGUGAAUAUACUUGAUGGAGCCAAAGUUACUCAAGAACCUCAUACUGACCGAAGAAAAACCAUUGUAUAUAAUAAUGCUGAGGGAAAUGUGUCCAUGACUGGGGUUCUACCAGUCAAUAUUAUUGAUGAAGCAAAAGUACAACAGGCAAUUGAACGCAGAAAGACCAUAGUUUACGAUAAUGAUGACGGAAAUGUUUCUAUAACUAGUGUUUUACCAGCCAAUAUUAUUGAUGCACCAAAAGCAAUUCAACAAAGCAUGGAUAGCAAAAAAACUGUUGUUUUUGGAAAUGAUGAUGGAAAUCUAUCUAUGACUGGUAUAGCACCAAUUAAUAAACUUGAUGGAGCAAAAGAUCCUAAUGCAGAGCGUAGAAAAACCAUAGUUUAUGAAAAUGAUGGGGGUAAUAUCUCAAUGACUGGAGUAGUACCUGCCAAUAUACUUAACGGAGCAAAAGAAACUCAAGAAAUGAAUACAGAUCGUCGAAAAACCAUAGUUUAUAAUAAUGAUGACGGAAAUAUUUCUAUCACUGGGGUAGUGCCCGUAAACAUAUUUGAUGUAGCAAAGGAAACCCAAGAACCUAAUGCAGAUCGCAGAAAAACAAUUGUUUAUGAUAAUGAUGAGGGUAAUAUUUCUGUAACUGGAGUAGUCCCAGUCAAUAUACUUGAUGAAGCAAAACAACUUCCUACAGAUUGUAGAAAAACUAUGGGGUAUGGUUUAGAUGAUGAUAAUGUGGCUAAGACUGAUGUCUCAACUAAUGAUGAUGGCGCAAACAAGCAACCUCUAGAUGCAAUACGCAGAAUAACAGUCGUUUAUGACAGAGACAACGGAAAUUUAUGCAAGACUGGUGUCGCGGCGAUUAAUAUACUUGAUGAAGCAAAUAAGCAAACAGAACAUAAAACGGUAUAUAUGACUGAUAAUGGAAAUUUGCCUCUGAGUGCAGCAGCAUCAGAGCUACUUGAGGAUGCCAAUGAACGCAGAAAAACUGUUUUUGGUGAUGAUGAUAACAAUGUGUCUGUAACUGGAAUAAUACCGGCUAAUAUUAUUCAAGACGAAGCUAAAUUGAUCCAGUCUCUAAAUGAAGAACGCAGAAAAACUAUCGCCUAUGGGAAUGAAGAUGCAAACGUAUCUGCGACUGGAGACACACCAGAGAAUAUAAUAGAUAAGGAAAGUGAUAAAAAACAGCCUGAAACCAGUCGUAAAAGCGGUUAUGGCGUUGAAGAUAAAAGUAAGUCUGUAAUAGAAAUUCUGCUUGCCAAUAUGCUUGACCAAGAAGAUGGAGUUAAAAUUACUCAUGAAGUUCAUGAAGAUGAUGGUACAAAUAUGUCAAUUACAGGAGAUAUUCCCAAUAUUAUUGAUGAAGCAAAAUCUACGCGUGCUCCAAAUGAACGCAGAAUAACUAUCGUUUACGAAGAUAGUGAUGUUUCAAUGAGAAGUUUCAAAGAGAGAAAGACACACACAAGUAUUAUAUGUGAAAAUACUGAAACUCAACAGAAUGAACUCGAGGUUUUUGAUGAAAAGGAUGAACAGGUUGAAAUGAUAGAGGCAUUUAUAAUACCAAAACUAAUAGAAUCUGAUGAAGGUGAUGUUUCUAUGACACAAGCUGAUGGACCGCAGUCGCCAAAGAAUCUUCGUUCAGCUACAUUUAAUAAGUCAUUGGCUAAUCAGGAUAUAACAUCACUCAACAAAUCUUUGGCCGGCCAAAUUAAUUUCACCAUAGAUAACACUUUAGCUGACCAAACAUUUGAUAAAUCGGUCGACACAACACAAACUUUCAACAAAUCUUUGGCUGAUCCGGUCCUUUCCACCGCGUUCAAUAAGAAAUCAGCUGACGUAACAACCGCAGAAAAAUCGCAGGUCGAUCCACAUUCAGCCACAUUUAACAAAUCUUUGGCCAACCAGGAGUUAGCCACAACCAAAUCAUUGGCUGGCCAAGAACCAGCCACAUUGAACAAGUCUGUGGCUGGGCAGGAAUCCACAGUCAAUAAAACUUUAACUGUUCCUUCAAAGUCAAUGAAUAAAAUUCUAACCAGCAACGUUUUAGUCUACGGCGCCACAACCGAGCGUAAAGCCAAGGUUAGUGAUAAUUCAUACAUGGACGGGUUGAAUUUAGCGGAUAACCAAUCUCAAGAAUCCACAAACGCCUCACUGGCUCUAUCUAAGAGCUCCGCUGAGCAGUUGGCCAGGUCUCGGAUAGAAGCAGUAAUGACACCACCAAAAGGAUCUGUCCUCGAUGUAUUACUUGAUAUGUCGCAGGCUUCAGGAGAAGAUACGUGGAAUAAACCACAAAGUACUACUGUAACUGAAUCUGUCAGUAGUAUAACUGUGACUGCAACCGAAAGUACCACUGUAACUGAACCUGUCAGCAAUAUAACUGUGACUGCGACCGAUACUGUCUUUACUUCCGAUAGCGACGUCCUGGUCAAGGACGAUGUACCAGAUGAACCAGCGUUGGAAGUCACCCAACCUUUAGCCAUAGAAUACAAGAAGCAAAAGCAUGGUAUAGUUUGUAACCUUCAAAAGAAACUCAGCGAGCUAAAAAACAUGCUCCAUGUCAGACAGAAAUCUCCCAAAAAAAUAAAAAAUAAAAGUGAAUAUCAGGAUCUGACGCAUAUCACUCCAAAUUUGGAUACACCCAAAACUACUGAUAGUUUCGAAAAGAAAAAAUUGCCAAAGCCGUCUUUAAAGUCUAGAGGAUCAAAUUUGGAUACUCCUAAAAUUAAUGAGAGUUUUGAAAAGAGUAAAUUGCUAAAGCCUUCUUUAAAUUCUAGAACUUCAAAUUUGGAUUCUCCUAAAAUUAAUGAGAGUUAUGAAAAGAGUAAAGUGCCAAAGCCUUCUUUAAAUUCUAGAAGUUCAAAUUUGGAUACUCUGAAAAUUAAUGAGAGUUUUGAAAAAAGUAAAAUGCUAAAGCCUUCUUUAAAGCUUAAAGCCUUAAAAUCUCCAAGUUCUCCGAAUAAGGAUGUUCAAGAAAAAAACAAGUCAAUGAGUAUUGAUUUGCUUUCCGAAAUGUUUAUAUAUGACGAGGAAGAAUCUGUGUUAGAUAAUCAGAUACAGGUGGAUUUGACUUCUAUUGAAGAUGAGGAACAACCAAACACAAAUAGAUGCCAAGCGAAUGAUACUAAAGCAAUUUUAGAUGCUUUGUCCGACUUUACUGAUACAAGACGCUCGGGAGACUUUGAAGCCGCUCAUAACCAAAAUAAUACUAAACGCAGCUCCGCUCCGGAUAGAAAAUCCAUGGUCAUAUCAAGAGAAGACCUGCUUCGAGGGAUCUCCAUGGCCCAAGCGCUCAUGAAAACGGAAAUGGCACAGACGGAGAUGGAAUUAGAUGCGACCGAAGGCAGUUCAGAUGAACAGGAGCCUAGUCCACCGCGCCUUAGUGGAGAGGUCGUCAAAACUCUACGUUUCGAUGACGAUGAUUCUAUUCUAGAGCCUAAACUCCUUCAAAAACCUGUAUCAACUGAUUGUCCCUCUGUCCGAACUUCCACAGUCAUACCGACAUACGAAAUCAGCGAUCCGGUGAAAGAGCUUAUGAAGGAACUUAUAAAACCGCUGGCGGAUGUGGAGCAACCCCCACUGAGCCGGCCUUGUCAAAGCUCCCAAGCGAACCAUUUAGAUUCCAGCCAGAUCGAUUUAAUUUCUACCAAACCUAUCAUAUCUCCUCGCUCCUGUUUAAGAAAGAGUGAAAAAGAGGUCGCUCACUCAGAAACGCAUGUGGUGUCACCACAGAGAGAACCGGCACCUGUAAUAGUCUUCGAUCCGUCCAAUCCGCUGAACAAUGUUCUUAUUCCACCGGUGGAUCAAGCGGUGGUCCACAAGUAUAAUCCGAUCCAGCCGGCACCUAGCAUCAGUUCAAGCAUCAGCUUUGAGAGUCAGUGUUGCCAGACAGAGGCCCCGGGGCCGAGGAACAUGGAGGUGGGCAUGGCGCUGGUGAGGCCCACGGUGGACCGCGGAGUGGCUCCCAGCGCGCUGCUGGGAGGCGGCUUGGUGGAUCGAGGAGUCGCCACUGACCCUGCUGUUAAAAACUGUGAAGUUAAUACGUCUAUAGUUAUGAAAGGCAACCGCGAGCUCCUAGCUGACAGCUCUUCCCUCACACUAGUGGACGACGCCCUGCCCCGGUCGCCUGUCCGCGUCAUCUUCAAGCUGGACGAGCCGUACUCGUCGGUCAUGCUCGACUCGGACCUGACGUCCGUGCACGACUCGUCCGAGCCCGGCCGGAAGAGGGGACGUGUCGCGGCUCAAGGCCCGGAGCUGGACGAGCCGUACUCGUCGGUCAUGCUCGACUCGGACCUGACGUCCGUGCACGACUCGUCCGAGCCCGGCCGGAAGAGGGGACGUGUCGCGGCUCAAGGCCCGGAGCUGGACGAGCCGUACUCGUCGGUCAUGCUCGACUCGGACCUGACGUCCGUGCACCACUCGUCCGAGCCCGGCCGGAAGAGGGGACAUGUCGCGGCUCAAGGCCCGGAGCUGGACGAGCCGUACUCGUCGGUCAUGCUCGACUCGGACCUGACGUCCGUGCACGACUCGUCCGAGCCCGGCCGGAAGAGGGGACGUGUCGCGGCUCAAGGCCCGGAGCUGGACGAGCCGUACUCGUCGGUCAUGCUCGACUCGGACCUGACGUCCGUGCACCACUCGUCCGAGCCCGGCCGGAAGAGGGGACAUGUCGCGGCUCAAGGCCCGGAGCUGGACGAGCCGUACUCGUCGGUCAUGCUCGACUCGGACCUGACGUCCGUGCACGACUCGUCCGAGCCCGGCCGGAAGAGGGGACAUGUCGCGGCUCGAGGCCCGGAGGUAACGCCGAAGCCAGCCAUGAAAGUGCAGAAAGUGUCCAGAAACACAAAAGUUUCAAGAAGUCCACGAAGCCCGUCUCCUAAAGGGAAGUACAGCUCUGUGUCGAGCAGCAAAGGGUCGACGGUGACUGUGGCGCACUUGUACGCGAGCGAGCGCAGCGCGUCGUCCGCCACCGACUCGCGCUGCAGCAGAGUGUUCGUGUCAGACUGGCGGCCCGAGCUGCUCCACGAGGCGAGCUCCAAGAACCUGGUGGCCGAGCAGGAGUCCGGCGUCAACGUGGUGGCCAAGAUCGACGUGCUGCCCUUCAUGGGCACCUACGAAUGCGAGUGGGAGUCCCGUGCGGGCGACACGUGGUCGUUCCGGCUGCUGCGCUCGCGACUACGGCUGCUGAUCCGACUAGAGCACCGCGCGACUAACAACACUAGAUCGCUAGUGCGGGCCGACACGCCCGUCAGACUAGUGACCGUGCAACAUGCCACCCUCGACCAAGAGCGCACGGAGCCGGUGGCGGCGCUAUGCCUGUGCCUGGCGGCGCAGGCGCUGCAGCGCGUGUGCGCGCGCGGCGUGGCGCGCGCCGGCGCCGUGCCCGCGCUACUGCGCCGCUGCGCCGCCAUCGCCAGGGUGGCGCUGCACUGGGGCCGCUGCAUGCGGCAAGCGAGCGCUGCACUCGCCUUCUCGCUCUCCGAAGAUGGCUGUCUCUCUCUCAAGGUGGCGAACAUCCCUCUGCGCUCGAUCUGGGAGGUGACGCUGCGCGUGGAGCUGUUCGACGACGGUCGCGGCGCGCCGCACCCGCGCGCGGCCGGCGUGAGCGUGACGCCCGUGCUGGCCGCCCAUCCCCCCACCCCCACCCCCGCCGAGCUGCGCGCGCUGCUCGCCGCCGUGCCCGAGGACUGGGGACACGUGCCGCGCACCAUAUGGAAAGUAUUCAAAUAUCUGAAGAACAAGAAGCCGGAGGACGACCUGUUCAUCAUGUAACGCACACACAUACACACGCAAACGACUACACGACAAAACAUGCUAUACUACACUGCGGUACAAAAACUGCCUUCCGCGACCUCGACUCACCGACGGAGCGGCAGCUGACGUCCACGAGAAGUCAUUACGCAUCACCCUUAACUUCAGAGGUUACCGCCCGGAAUACGAUGACUGACGAAAUUUACUACAAGUUAUUACUGUUACUAUAUGGUAAUAUGCAGGUUCAUUUCCAGUCUAAGGUACUGGAGACCUUGGUCACUCAUUCUUUCGUCGUAUGGUACCGUACCCAAAUUGGUACAGUAAUUUUGGCUACGGUGGUACACACGGCCAUAACAUACCCACAUACAUACAUAUUAGUUUAGAUUUUAGAAGUUAGUGAUAUAAACUUAAGCGGAAGAUAUAAGCUACGACCACAAGA